Molecule: messenger RNA, 2007 nt
Organism: Dovyalis caffra
Lineage: Eukaryota; Viridiplantae; Streptophyta; Magnoliopsida; Malpighiales; Salicaceae
Source: the annotation of a GenBank genome assembly
AUGGAUAUUCAGACUAGUAGCGGAAGUGGAUUGGAUGAAGCUCAACUGCAGAUGCUACCACCUUCUCCUGGAACUUUCGUAGAUCGCGAAGAACUUAUACAGCAUGUUGGAGACUUUGCUGUAUCUCAAGGAUAUGUUGUAACUAUCAAGCAGUCUAAGAGAGAUAGAGUAGUGGUACUUGGUUGUGAUAGGGGAGGCGUUUACCGUAAUAGGAGGAAAGCUGAUGAAGAUACUUCUUUGCUCAGAGUCCCCAUUGUCUUUAGUGUGAGAAAUUUUAAGUCGUUGAGACCUGAGAAAUCUGCUGUAAGGAACAAUCAACUCUCAAUUGCUGAGCCUUCUUGGAGGCAGCGCUACCCUAUGAGGGUUCCUAAUUUUAUUGGUGGCAGACUUGUUGAUUCACAGUCAUUCGCAUCCAUUGAUGUCAUAAAUCCUGCAACACAGCAAGUUGUUUCUCAAGUUCCUAUAACUACAAAUGAGGAGUUCAGAGCUGCAGUUUUUGCAGCAAAGCGGGCUUUUCCUCAGUGGAGAAACAAACCUAUUAGCACCCGUCAACGCAUCAUGUUCAAGUUCCAAGAGCUUAUUCAGAGAGAUAUUGACAAGCUAGCCAUGAGCAUUACUGCUGAACAUGGAAAGACUUUGAAGGAUGCAAACGGUGAUGUGUUACGAGGAUUAGAGGUGGUGGAACAUGCUUGUGGAUUGGCAACUCUGCAGAUUGGGGAGUUCGUUUCCAACGUAUCUAAUGGAAUUGAUACCUAUAGCAUUAGAGAACCACUUGGUGUUUGUGCUGGGAUUUGCCCUUUUGAGUUUCCAGCCAUGAUCCCACUAUGGAUGUUUCCAAUUGCUGUCACAUGUGGUAAUACCUUUAUUCUAAAGCCAUCAGAGAAGGACCCAGGUCUUCAUGCAUAUACUGUUCAGUUUCCAAGAUUGCAGUCAAUUAGAGUUUCUACAUCAGUUUUUAAUAUGAAUCGGGCUUCUGUGAUGCUUGCAGAGUUAGCUAUUGAGGCUGGUUUGCCUAAUGGGGUCUUAAAUAUUGUCCAUGGCACCAAUGUAAGUAAGUUGCUGAAUCUGCCUCAUUUAGGGCAACUUUUACUCAUUUUGCCACCAAGGGAGGGGGAAGGGGUAAUUGUUACCCUCUUCGAUUUCCCACCUCUAAAUUGUACCAGAGGAAGGAUAAUGAUUGCAGAGGUUAGUGCUUCUGUAUAUACAAGAGCAUCAGCUAAAGGAAAACGUGUACAGUCCAAUAUUGGAGCCAAAAAUCAUGCAGUUGUCAUGCCUGAUGCAAGUGUGGGUGCUACCAUAAAUGCUCUUGUUGCUGCUGGCUUUGGUGGCGCAGGACAAAAGUGCAUGGCCCUGAGCAUAGUUGUCUUUGUUGGAGGCCUAGGCCCAUGGGAAGAGAAGCUAGUAGAGCAUGCCAAAGCACUUAAAGUAACCUCUGGAAUGGAACCUGAUGCAGAGCUUGGUCCAGUUAUUAGUAAGCAGGCAAAAGAACAAAUAUGCACAUUGAUUCAAACAAGUAUUCAAAGUGGUGCAAAGCUGGUUCUUGAUGGAAGAGAUGUUGUGGCUGCAGGAUAUGAAAAUGGGAACUUCAUGGGUCCUACCAUCUUAUCGGAUGUCACAGUCAACAUGGAAUGUUACAAGGAGGAAAUUUUUGGCCCAGUUCUUCUUUGUAUGCAGGCUGAUAGCAUUGAAGAAGCCAUAAACAUUGUCAAUGGAAAUAAAUAUAGCAAUGGAGCUUCUAUAUUUACAACAUCGGGUGUAACUGCAAGGAAAUUUCAGACUGAGGUUGAGGUUGGGCAGGUUGGGAUAAAUGUUCCUAUCGCAGUGCCACUACCAUUCUCCUCGUUUAUUAGCGCAAAACCAUCUUUUGCUGGAGAUGUGAACUUAGAUGGAAAAGCAGGAAUUCAGUUUUACACCAAAGUUAAGACAGUGACUCAACAAUGGAGAGAUUUAGUGAGCGGCGAUGUGUCAUCUCAGCCAUUGCCAAGCUCACCAUUGCCAAGCUCCUAG